AUUUUUUUCCAUCUUUACAAAAUUUACAAUGUGAUGCAGAGCAGGUUAGCAAGAAAACCAAUCUACCAUCUGAUCUGAGAGCGAUCGCUGCCAAGAAAGGAUUCUUUGUUUCUGAUAACCAAGCAUCCGGGAACUGUUUAUUCCAUUCAUUAUCAGAACAAUUACAAAGUGUCAAAGGAAUUCAAAUCUCACACAAAAGAGUUAAGAAAAACCUUGGUUCAGUUCCUUGAUGAGAACCCUAAUCUGGUAAGUUGAUGACUAGCCUAGCAUGGACCUUCUGUGUCUGUUUGGUGGAUUCCUCCCUUAUGAUAAGGAACUAAACAUAUGCUGUGCGCUCGAGAACUAGUGAGUCGGCUCCUGCUUUAUCUUUUACUUAUACUCUUAUGUCACAAAGCUUGUCCUAUUCUCAAUUACUUCAUAUCACUGCUAAUUACUGCCCUACACCUGUUCCUUAAAUUGUAUCACGCCAAUAAUUGAUUCCUUAACUCAGUUCGACGUUUUCUUUGCUAUACUAAAUUGGAUAAAGCUGGGAUUGAACAUACAUACCUGCCAACUCUCCCGGUUUUUUCCGGGAGUCUCAAGUUUUCAUCAAAUCUCCCGGUCUCCCGGUUAGAGCACCAAAUCUCCCGGAUAAAAUGGACUUUUAAGCACUUCUGUGCUAUAGUUUGAAAAUUUAGUCCAAUUUUCACAAAAAUUCGAACUUUUGUAUUCAUUGUACAGUUUCUGGGACAUUUUGCACAUGUUUAGUCAAUGACAAAGAUUGGUUCGUCAUUACAACGAUGAAAGUGCAUUUAGAUUCCAUGUACUUCAUGUAAGACGUCAUAUAAUGUCAUAAGGCAAUUUGUUGGUGCGGGGGGUGGGGUGUUGGUGCUGUUGACAUUCGGGGUUGAGGGGGUUGUGGUGCAAAAUGGAGAAUCUCCAGAUUUUAGAUCUCUGAAGGUUGGCAGGUAUGGAACGUAACAAAAAAGAACUUUAGUAUUAUGGGAUUAAGACUAGGCUCUCUCAUCUUCUUUGAAACCACCCACCUCUUUUGUAUUUAGUCUGAAAUACUUAAUGAGCUUUGACUGCAAAACUUGGAGGGUAAUAACAACCAAAAACAACCAUUUUAGGGCACUUGUCUUGGUGACAUCGCACAAAUAGCGGUACGUCAUGACCGUAAAUGCCUUCUGUCGCCAAGGUUAAAGGUGACUAAGGUGAAUUUUUAAAUCCCUGUUAACAGUAUCAUUUCCGUCUGAAAACUACUUUCAGAAUUUUGGAGAGAAUCAAAAUAAUAAAAAAUAUUCAUUAACAGGGCUGCCUCAAGGGGGGCCCAGUUUAUAAAAUACCUUCUAUUUUCUCCCCCAGGGUAUUAUCUGGGAAGUCAUAGUGAGGGUGUGCUGUCCGGCUCUCCAAAUCUUGACACUAUUUCAGAGCAAUAGCUAUAAGGUUAAUGUAAGGAGUACUCCCCAGGGUUUCCCUACGUCAAAAAUGAGGACUAUCAAUUAUUGACUUAGUAACAGCAAAACAUGUUAAGUGAAGGCAGCCACAUCCUCGGAGACGCAGGGGCAGCUAGUUGGAGUGAUAGAAUGUUUGUGGUGAAAGUUUACUGUAAGAUUGAUAUGAGCCCUGGGCACUUACUCUUACCAAACCAAUUCCAGAAGCUAUUGAAUUGCCUGCUUCUGACUGGCCAGAAAAAAUUUCUGGCCAAUCAGCGAAGAGGAACAGCCGGGUGACUCUGGUGUUUUCUUACAUGAUGUAGGUUUCCUCCUCGAUUGCCAUUGUUGAGUAGCCCAUUUAACUGGGAAAGUUUCUUGAGAGAAGUUUCAGAAAAAGCGUUAACAAAGGGGAAAGUUUCACAAGCAUGAAGAUCUGUAAUGUAAUCUAGACAAUGUGGGCAAAGGUGUGGAAAGUGAAAGUCGUGCAUUGCGUAUCAGCAAUAAAAAUUUACGAUACCUUUGAUAGAUCCAUUGUGAAAACUAAUCGGAGAUUGUUUGUUGCUUUUAGCCAUACUAAAGCAUGCAAUUUUUUCCUAGCCUGCAUAGCAAGCGUUUCCAAUCGAGUUAUUGCGCAAAAGUUAGAGCACGAGCCCAACUCGACAAAUGCGCAUGGAAACGCUUGCUACACAGGCUAAAUUUUUUCCGGCUUUAUUAACAUUUUUUUCGAAACUGUCCUCAAUAAACUUUCCCUGUUGAACACUGUACACAAUUAUAUGGCGAUCAAUAAGUGUCAUGUGCAGCCUUUAAAUACACUUUCUAGCAUAGCUUUCUACCAUGUCUAUGUCGCUUACUCAGAAAAAAUUGAAAUUCACUUGUGUGAUUGUUUUUGUUUUUUAGCACGAAGGAACAUCUCUGUUUAACUUUGUCUCCGGAUACCCAUCUUGGCGUGAAUACUUACAAAGCAUGGCGGAAGACGGUACUUGGGGCAAUCAUGUGGUUUUGUUUGCUGCAGCGAAUCACUUUCAAACUACCAUCCGUAUUAUCAGCAGUCUCGACCAUGAGAUAGUUGUCCUGCCAGAUCAUGCGCACCAACACCACCCCCUUGUGUUGGGACACAUUCAUGAGUUACACUAUGUCAGCCUUCAGCCCAGACAAGGUAAAACAUUCUUUCCAAUCACAAACAUCCUGGCUUUGUUUUUUGGACUUGUGGAAAUUAUGUAUGAAGAAUUUAUAUACACAUAGCUAUUUUUGAGAAAGGUUGUCAGAAAAAAUGUGCAUGCGACAAUCCCAAAAGGUAAUAUGGGAUAUGAUCAAUAUAUACAUGGUUCCGGACACUGUAUUUGACGAACCCUCUUUAGUUGAUUUCCUUUACCACUUGCAAUCAUAUUUCCUGUCAUUUUUUUCAAAUUUCUUUGAAAAACAGUGAACUCAAAACCACCCACAAUACCUUUUGGGCUUCUUGCGUGUUUAUCAGUAGCAGAGGACAUAGCAAGAUGAUGUUAAUACUGUAAAUGUCUUUAUGAGAAUGAACUUUUUUUUUUUGUUCUGAACAAUAAGUUGUCCCUGCUUAAUCUGAAUACUAGUUGUACAAGAUGUCAUUCCAUCGGAUGUUGUAACCUUGUACUAAAGUGAGCAAGCUCAUAAACCUUCUCAUUUGUGUCCUUAUCCUUGAUUUCAUAAUUAAAAAGGUUUCUAUAAGAGAAAGAAUUAGAUAGUGUUAAGUUCAAGGUGUGUAAGGGAAGCAACAAACAGCAUAUCUCAUUAUACUUUUAAAUAAUUGUGACUGAAAUGAAGGAGUUAAAGGACAGAACUUGUCUAAAUCUUUUUUUAGGACUGCAAAGAUUACUCAUCACUGUUUAAACUGUCAGUUUUCCUUGUUACGAUCCUUUCAUUUGUUAUCCCUGCUUUUUUUCCAAGUCAUUAUAUAUGUCCGUGAUUAUUGUAGGAGUUUUAGUUGUGUUUGUUUACAUGCUUCAGUUUAAAUCAGAAAGCGCUACGUCGUCACUAGUCUUAUCUUGGACAUGCCAUGUGAGACACUCCUUAAAGUGUUCAUUGCCAUAAUUCCUGAGCAGAGAGGUACCCAGAAUUUACCUCUACUGUAAUUAAAAAUUGCAGAGAUAUAAGAGAACUCUUGCACUAACCUGAUUCCUUUUUCGGUCUGAGGUCACUCGCUCAAACUCCAUCAGCUUGUUCAAAAAUGUUAUGUUCUCGACUAUUGUACAAUGAAUUAAAUCAUUAGUGUUGUUAUUUCUGAAUAAUUUCUAUAACUGAUCAUUGUGAAGAAUGACAGUUUUUUAUUGUAUAAAUAAAUAGAGUGGUGAAAAAUGUGCAAUUUUGACCCUUGAAAUCUAGCGUGUGCUGCAGAGGAAACUAAACUCUAGUAAAGUCGGUCUGCGAAACAGUGCUGAAAUCCUUGUUAUAUUGGUGCUGCUACACAGCGACGCAAGUAGGAAGUCAAGUUAGAAUUUUAAUAUAUCGAACGUGGGCUGUUCGCAAAUCUGAGCUAUCUGUGAAAUGUCCAUCUGUUACAUAACAUCCAAUAUAAAAUUUGAAGUUCCUUUAGGGAAAAUCACACAUGUAAUUUAAUGUAUGCCUCAUUGGUUUAGGGCUUGAAAUAUGAGCUGCAAGUUUAUCAUUUUAAUUCUUAUGUUUUGAUUACAGUAAACACCCACAUAUAAGAACACACGAUUUCGGAGGUUAGGCUGAUUGAGUUCUUAUUUAUCGGGUGCUUAAUGACAAAUCAGCCUUAAAAUGUUGUUAAAAUGUUCUUAAAUUUUUAUUUAGUAAUACUAUCCAAAACAUGGUGCUAGAGGUAUAUUUAGCAUAUUUUAGUGAAACAAAAUAAAUAAUAAUAUUCUGUAAUUUGGUUAUAUUAACAAAUGAAGUUAUCUGACAGAAAACAUAAACUUACAUGUUUUGUAAUUAUGACACUUGUUCUUAUAAAAAUGGGGCUUUACUGGCCAAAUUUCAGCCUGCUGUUCUUAAUACAUUUGUUCUUAUAUGCGGGUGUUUACUGUACUUUGACCCAAAAAUAAAAGGUCACACAUUUGGCUGAACCCAUCCCUCCUUGCAAAGUUGGGAAGAACUGACUGUUUUUUUUAAGCAAGUGAGUGAUUAGUCUUUUACAAAAAACUUUUGCAUGUGGACCAACCCUAAGAGAACGUUUUGUUAGGGGCUAUUUACGUGGAUCGAGGCAAAAAGAUUUUAGAACUCGAGAAUCUUAGAAGGGGAACAACUUGUCAUUUGUUGAAUACGUGCAAGGUUGUGGUCAGGUUAACUUUUAACUGCCUUUCAACAGAGGCUCUUUUGGCUAAAUCUGGCAGUUUGUUUUACUCAUUUUUACUGUGAGGCUGGAAAACAUGAAGCCCAUCUUCCUCAAUGUCUAGUUAUCUUUCACUACAUUCAGAAGAAUUGGUGCUGUUGUAUUAGUACAUGCUGCUUUCCUCUGUACGUGUAUCUCUAAAGUGGACCACUUAUAUUUCUUAACAAAACCUGUCCCAAUAUUAUACCCUCAAUCAGAAACUACCAAAAUAAUCCUUCAAUGAUGACAGACAAAACUGUCCUGCACUUUCAGUUAGCACAGAAAUAUUCAAACAUUCAAAUACUCAUGCCACAAAUUGCAUCUCUGAUGAUUCAAAAAGGCACAGGUUUUGCCAACUUGUACAAUGAAGGCCACGUUUUAGCUGGAACUUUGGGAUUUUAACAUUUAAAAUUUUAUGUACUGUUGAAAGGAGUGUAUUACAUGACUGUGAGUUUUUUUGAAUGGCUUCAAAACCUCUGAUAUAUGUCAAUUCGUUCUUGCACUAAUGUUUGGAUUUGGGAUUAUUUUGGUCUUAAAAAUUGGAAGUAAAGUUUAGCUGUGUCUUUAUCAGAUAUAAAGACACUCAUUAAACAAUCAAUUUCUGUUGUUUUUAUUUAUGAAUUAGUAAUUCGUUUUUUGAAAUGAAUUUAUCAGUCAGUAGGUGCACGGACACAGCAAAGGAAGAAAUUCAAUUAUUACUAACAGUACAAUUAAUCUUAUUGGGUAUUGCUGUGAUAUAUAGUACUGUUUUAAUAAAAAGCAAUAUAAUAUUCCUGGUGCUAUAAAGAUAUUGUGCUUAUUUCCAGUGCUAAAUUUUACAAUGUUUAGUAUGAAGAGAGCCAAUCUUACACCAAGAAGCCAUAUUUAAGUCUCAUUUAAUCCUAGUGGCAAAAGGGUGCAAGAUACAGGUUCUGACACUUUCUUCUGUGUCUUUGCAACCUGCCAUUAGUACCUCGUAUUGUUAAUAUUAUACCGUGUAUUAUUUUACUGAUUUCCAUUUUUAUUAUCAUUAAUUUUGAUUAUUUCUUUUUAAUUCACUGAUUAGGAUCUAAGAUAAUAAGAACCUCAGAACAUUCAGCAAGCAGAUCAGAGGACAGUGAUGGCAUAACACCCCAGCUUACCACUGAUUUUCCAGAGGAUUCAACUAGAAGGUCAGACGGAGGUGAUGGUUCUGCACCACAGCUUACCAGCCAUCUCCCUCCUCGUGUAAACAAGACUGCAAGCAACACAAUGAAGCCAAUUAGAGGCCCUCCUGAGCUUAAUAAAGUUCUUCAAUCCAUGGCUGACAUUAAAACAAUAACCAAACCUUCAAAAGAUGCUGAUCACCCUGUUGAUGUUAUUCAGGUCAUGCAAGCAGCAAAGAGGAAGAGAGGUGUGGCUGAAGACUCCGAUGACGAAGGUAAUUUUUGUUGUUAGAACAUAGGUUCAGUUAUAGUUAAGAGUGGAAAUGUGAUCUCUGGGGCUAAAAAAAAAGGCCAACUUUAAGGGUACCUUCUUUUUCUGGGGUUGUGGGGUGGGGGGGGAUUGUGUUACAGCUAGGAAGACCCUGGGAGGGGGGGACAACCUUUGUUUGGUUAAUACAUGCAAGGCUGGGGGGUGGUUUACUUGUAACUGCCUUUUAACAUGGGCUCUUUUUAGCUGAACCACUAGCACAACACAUUCUUAUUAUAAUAUUAUUAUUAUUAACUCAUCUUUAAUUAUUCUUUUCCUCCACUGAUCAGAAUCCAAGAUAUUCAGAACUUCGGAGGAUACAACUCGCAGAUCAGAGGGCAGUGAUGGUAACACUCCCCAUGUUACCACUGGUCUCACGUCUAGUUCAAAGAAUCCUGCAAGCAAAACAAAGAACCAAAGAACCACAUUGAAAAAAAAGAGAGAAAGAAAGAAAAGGACUCCAAAAGAGUGUAUUAGGGACCCUCCAGAGCUUAGCAGAACCAGACCUUCAAAACAUGCUGAUCUUCCUGUUGAUCUUUUGUUACUGACAGUGAAGAAUGGUAAGUUAUGAGCUUGUUACAGUGAGCUAAAAAACCCCUAUAUAUGUAAUUUGAUGAUCUUGGUUAUGUGUACUUUUCUGAUACGAGUGAAAGUCAAGAGAAAGUUAAAGUUGCAUUGUUGAGAUGUUACAAAAGUGGUCCUGGUGGUUCUCUUGUCUCUGUAAAGAAUGCUUCCACUGUGCUAAGACCUAAAGCAGUUAUAUCUGUUGGUGCAUGUAGUGGUCUUCAUCCUGAGAAAGUUUAGAUUGAAGUGGUGCAACUCACACGAGUGAUAGGAGUUGUCAAACAAUGUCUACCAUAAAUUUUUUGUGUGAUUGGUUGACAUAGUGAAUGUGUUCCCUUCGUAUUCAACAAACCGCAUGGUACGCGCCCACAACCCAUGUUUCUUGUAAGCUUUGUCGGUAAUCGGUAUAUCUUGAUUAAGUAUUUACCAAAUCAGUGAAUAGCAAUUUUUGCGCGUUUUGAUUGCCCCUAGCCUGCGAACAGCAGAUGUAUUUCCGGUCGUCGAAAAUACAUCUGCUGUUCGCAGGCUAGAUUGGCCCCCGUAACUCGGAAUAUCCUUGGCUAUUCACUGUUUUGCGACCGGAGCCAAGAUGACGUCUCGUUUCAAGACAUUUUCGGAAGACGAAAUCUGAGCUAUAAAUAAAGCAGUCGUACAAACAAAUACUAAGUAAGCGACGAACUUUGGCUUGUCGGUGUUUACUGGUAGGUAGGAAAAUUAUUUUCUUGCUGAAUUUACAGCAAAAUCGUAAGAAUGCACUUGACAAAAUCCUCGAAAUGUUUGUAAAUUGUAAACAAAGUUCGUACUAAGUGGCGUUUUUGAUUUACAAAGUUACUUUUUUCAUUUUAUUCAACUGAUUUGGUAAAUACUAAAACAACCACCCCUCAGGGACGGUGAACAGCAUUAGAUAUAUACCUCGACGCAUUAGUAAAAUCCAACUACAGUAAAAACCCGCAACUAAGAACCUACAUUUUUAGGAGUUAGCCUAAACAGGUUCUUAUAUAAAUGGUAGUUAACAGAAUUUUAGGCUAUUUAGGUUCUUAAAAUGGGUUCUUAAUCCUGGAGAAAAAACAAUUAAAACACAGCUGCAAACAAGUUGGUCAUUAGCCUAUACUUUUAUUUUCUUCAGCCCCAUCCCACCCAUAAUGGUGUGCUGAUCUACAUAUUGCUUAGUAUGCUUUGUAAGUCUACAUAUCUUGCACUCAUUUUUCUUUAAAAAACAUUUUUACAACAAUGGCAAUCUGCUUUUUUUGCUUCAAAUACGAUUCUUGCAAUGCAGCUGUAAUGUACUAGUAUGAUUUUAGAAAAUAAGGACCUGUUUUAAAUUUCUUAAGCUAAAUAGGUUCUUGUUUAUAGGGGGUAUAAAUGACCAAUUUUAGGCUAACAGGUUCUUAAUUUUUAGGUUCUUAGUUGCGGGUUUUUACUGUAGUGGUCUGUUAUCAAUGCUGCGUUCUGAUUGGUUGUGCUACUACUAGGCCAUAUGUUGUAGCCCACUAGAAGCGAAAAGCGCCGGCUUUGAAAACCAAAACAGUGGCGGCUGAUCCGCGUUUUGCUAGCUAAAGUCGUUUUGUCUCGAUAUUUUUGACCAACUUCUUGGAUUUUACUAAGACAAUUAUUCCUCGAGCUCUCAUGGCCUUUGAGUCAGUAGCCCAUUCGGCCAUCACUGAUUCUCUUUUUAAUAUUCUGUGUAAGAUUUUUAUCAUGAUACUAUAUUUUAUCUUUUCCUGUGAUAGUAUAAUCGUAAUGUUAUCAGAAUGUUUAAUGAAGGAUUCUUUCUUUUCUCCGAUGUGAACGAUUUUGAUGUCAUCAUGAUAUAUCAAUCAGUCAUUUUGUCUAUUUUUCUUUGUUAUUAUACAUUGUAAUCACUGUUUGUCUUCUCAUUGGCUAAGAGCUUACAGCUAAUUUUGGAAAUCAGCGCAACCUACAGAUUUAUAUAGUCAACUCUCGCCUUGCGGACACCCCGCUAUUGCGGACGCUCGCUAUUACGGACAAAAUCUAGAUCCCCAGCAGAAGCUUUAGUGGUUUGACUGAAAAUGACCCCCCGCUACUGCGGACUCUCUCUAUUACGGAAUUACGGACACUUUCUUGGUACCAAAGUGACAAUUUUAUUGUUUUGACCCUCGAUAAAGCGGACACUCUGUACUUCUCAUGUAACAUUAUUAUGUAAAAUUACAGUCUACUGUUCUCCUUUUGCCAAAAUACAUUUCAAAAGAUUUCCGGAAUGUUUAUUUUCACAUCGAUUCCUUAAAUUGUCUGCACAAUCGUCCUCACUUCUUCACUUAAGCUUGCGCAUUUUUCUUCCCGGCUCUUAGGAGAGCUCAAGCCCUCGUGUUCCAUUCUCAACGGCUGCUGAACAGUUUCGGUACUGUUGAUAAGUUUGUCCGAUCCUGGAAGAUAUUUGGGAUCGUCCUGCAUAUAGCAUAAGUAGCACAUUUAACACACAUGUAAGAUUUAAGAAAACCUUACGAACCUAGUUAAUGUUAUUUAUAGUAUUAUUAUAUGUUAAAAGCACUUUUUUAUUCGCACCCCGUUAUUACGGACUCUCGGUAUUACGGACAUAAAACCGCGGUCCUUCAGUUUCCUUGCGACGGUGUGUUUGUCGUUAUUUCCUUCAAAACAAUGUAUAAUACAACAAUUAUGUUAGGUUCGGUUUCUGAGACGUCCUUUGUAAUCAAGGUUUCGGUAAGUGUUAUCAGCCUCAGCCUUCGGCUUCGGCUGAUAACACUUACCUCGACCUUGAUUAUUCCGGAUAUCACAAAAACCUCAUCCAAUAAUUGUUUAUUAAAUCGUAAAAUCACUUGACUAAGAUUUAAGAUUGUUAGUGGUUCAUGGUUGAUGCAUUACUAUUCUGAAAUAUACUUUUCCAUGCUAUUUUCAUUUGAUAGCGAUAUUUUGAUAUUUUAAUUAACCACUUUUUCUAGUAAAUAACGGUAAGUGAUUAUUUCUCCAGCAGGGCCACAGCAACAAAAGUAUAAGGACCGUCGAACCGUAAGGCGACCAUCAACCUCUUCAUCCAGCAACGCUUCACUUGACUCGUCAUUCAACCGCACUCAAACAAACGAAGAAACCUUAGGCGCUCCUUUCAUCGAACGUAUGAAGAAACAUGUCCGAGAUGUCACUGAAAAACCUUACGAAGAUCUUAAAUCACCUUUUCAUAAUCCAGGCGAAGGACCCAGAAGAGAUCUAAAACUUGACGAAAUCUUCACCAAUUUGAUUGUUUAUGAAGGGAGAGCUAACUAUGACUUUUCAGGAGACAGAGUGGAACAGCUAAACGAGUACCACAAAGCCAAUGAAAGUUUACAACCAACACUGCCAGGAGAUAUUUUCGAUGCUGAAAAGCAGAAGAUUCUUGUUGUCGGUCGUCCAGGAAUUGGAAAAACCAUGUUUAGCACAAAGAUUCUUCGCAACUGGGCGUCCGAUAACCUUUUCAACGAAACCCAAAAAUCGCAAGUCGAUUUUAAAGUUGCCUUUCUCAUUAAGCUGAGAAUGUUUAACUCUAGAAACCAAGAACUAAAUCUUCGCGAGCUUCUGGAUCACUCAGAGUAUUCAACCGCUCUUUCCGAAGAGCUCUGGAACUACAUCCGCCACAACCCAGAGGGAGUGCUGUUGAUUUUUGAUGGAUUUGACGAAUAUUCUGGUAGGACUAAAAUAAAUAAAGAUGACAUUCCGUACAGAAACAGUGAAGAGGAAAGGAUGCCUGUUUAUUUCCUUAUGAAGAAAAUAGUACAGGGAAAAAUUCUUACCGGUGCGACAAUCCUAACGACUACAAGACCCAAUGCCGUGUCGUGUAUGAAAAGUCUUGACUUCCACAAAACAGUGGAAAUUCUGGGAUUCUCAACUGAGCAAGUAAAUAAUUAUGUAGAGAAGUUUACAAAGGAGGCGGACAAAGCGGAAACCAUAAAGCAACACAUCACCAGUAACUUAAACCUUGUAGCCUUCUGCUACGUUCCUGUUAAUUGCUUUAUCAUUUGUAGUUGCUUGUUAGAGUUGCUUGGUAACACUGGCUUUACCAGCCUCCCGACGAGACUGACAGAAAUAUACUCAAUUGCAGUAAGGAUGUUUUACUUUAGCUACGAUGAUGAUCAAUAUCGCCACUAUAAAACUGAAGGUCAACAGUAUUUUCUUAAGCCGUUUAAGGAACUGCCUUCCUCUGUGCAAAAUGUGUUCACACGACUGGGAAAAAUUGCUUUUGAUGGAAUUAAAAACGGAAGACUAAUUUUUGAAUCACACGAAGUUAACGACCUAAAGGGUAAUGGCCUGUUUCACCGUUUACCUGAUUUUAGAGACCGUCCUUUAGCAGAGAGAAGAGCGCAAUAUUGCUUUUUACACCUGACCUUACAGGAGUUCUUAGCGGCGAAGUAUUUGGUGGACACGUUGAGUUCCGAACAACUGCAGAAGUUUGUUUCCGAUCACAUCCAAGAUGGCGCGUGGAAGGUUGUGAUGCAGUUUGUGGCUGGACUGCUGGCUGAAAAAGAAGGACAGUCAACAGAUAUUUUCAGCGACCUUCUUCCCUCAGAAACUUUUCCUUAUCCAGUUGCCAUCAAGAUAAAUGAAGAUUCAGAGGAACGAAUUGAAACACGGACCUGUUGGCCAGAUCCUGAACACAGGUUAUUAGUGGUGACGCUAUUCAAUUGCAUGUAUGAGAACAAAGCCUCUGAUCGAGAAGUUCAAAAGAAACUGGCGAAAAUUGGUUGUAAUGCGCUUUAUUUUAUUCACUGUAACCUGUCACCUCUCGACUGUUUAGCAUUAGUGCAUGCACUUAAAUCUGUUGAAGGAAUUUUGGAUUUUUAUGUAGCCGGCAACAACCUUCAGUCGCUAGGAUGUAUUGAGAUUGCGAAGUUGUUACCUGGCAACCAACACAAUCAGGGUUUUUGCGAACUAAAAAGAUUAAACCUCGAGUAUAACAACAUAACUGAUGAAGGAGUAAAACAUUUAGCUACAGCACUCACACACACUAACUGCACACUAAACAGCUUAGACCUCGGGGUUAACAACAUAACUGAUGAAGGAGUAAAACAUUUAGCUACAGCACUCACACACACUAACUGCACACUAAACAGCUUAAACCUCGGGAAUAACGACAUAACUGAUGAAGGAGUAAAACAUUUAGCUACAGCACUCACACACACUAACUGCACACUAAACAGGUUACACAUCGGGGGUAAAAACAUAACUGAUAAAGGUAAAAAUCUCCUAAACUCAAUGAACAUAAACUGUAAAGUAUUUAUCUUUUAAAUCCUUGUCUGCAAUGUAAAUGUUUCUCUGUUGAAGGAAUUUUGUAUUUUGAUAUAAGCUUCAACAACCUUCAGUCGCUAGGAUGUAUUGAGAUUGCGAAGUUGUUACCUGGCAACCAACACAAUCAGGGUUUUUGCGGACUAAAAACAUUAA
Molecule: messenger RNA, 12096 nt
Organism: Porites lobata
Lineage: Eukaryota; Metazoa; Cnidaria; Anthozoa; Scleractinia; Poritidae
Source: the annotation of a GenBank genome assembly